UGAUCAUUUCCUUUCUGGCGGCUGUUUUGAUUCCACUCUCCUAUAUCCUCGCUAUCACGACAAUCUUUGAGCAUCACGACGUGGUAAAGAAAGACCAACUACAUUCUCUUUGGACGAACUACGUACGAUCAACUGCACAACAUGCGGUGGAACUACUGGACAUAUGCUGCAGUCAAUGCAUGGAUGGCCGUGCAGAUUGUCGAGGCUGGUCCUCUGAAAUGGGCGGAUUCAAUGAUGCGCAAUGUAGCGCCCAACAAUAUGAAGCCACGACAGGCUCAGCUUGAAAAUGGUGUCACCUCCGCUAUUGAGACGCCUCAUCCCGAGUUUGAAGACAUCACGACGGAUGCCGUCUUUCCCACCUCACUUCUGCCAGACUAUGGUGCAUCGGAUGACGACGAGGACAGCAGUAGCGACGGGCCACUGAUUACGGAGAUUACCUUUCUCCCUCCGAAAAGCGAGCCCACGGAGACACCAGGGUCGACUGAAGAGGACGCCAUCCCAACGACAACCCCUGAAUCGACAACAGAGGGGUCAACAUAUGUUGAGACACCUGUCACCCCGACCUCCCUCGAGACCCCGACAUCUCUGGAGACUCCUACCUCUCUGGAGACUCCGACUUCACUCGAGACCCCGACAUCUCUCGAGACUCCCACCUCUCUGGAAGCUCCCACCUCUCUGGAGGCUCCCACCUCUCUGGAGACUCCGACUUCACUCGAGACUCCCACGCCAUCGAGUGAGACGCCCAUCCCGACCCACCCCCUCUCAAGCGCAACGACUCCUGUAGAAACCCCCGAGCUCCCAACUUCAGUCGUAUCUACGCCCCCCGUCGAGACCACACCGUCAUCCACCCACACUCCGGAAUUACCCAGCGAGACACCUGGAAGCUCCGAGGUCCCGACAUCACCUACAAGCCUCAUCGAAACGCCGUCUCCCCCGGCUGACGGCGGUGAGCCUGUCGAGUCCACAGUGGACCCUCUGCCCGAUAGUCCGACCCCUAUCCCUGAAUUUUCGACCUCUGCCUCGUCGACUUCAGCCUCGUCCACGACCUUGGUCCCUGUCGAGCCUGAGCCAACGUUGACUCCCAGCGACACACCAGAUCCGGUACCUACAUCACCCCCCGUCGAGACACCAGAGCCAGAGCCGACAUCUCCGCCUCUCGAGACUCAGGAACCAGUGCCAACCUCACAACCUGUGGAGAAGCCAGAGCCAGUACCAACAACAACACCAGUGGUGAUACCACCCCCCUCCUCCACAGCAAGCCCCUCACCUACACCGACCACCGUCCCCAAGGAGGAGCAAGAUGCCCGCGACACGCUCCAGUUUGCCAAAGACAAGAACGCCCUGUACGACACCCUCCAGCCCGGCGACGCCUGCACAGACCCCAACGCACCAGCCUGCGUCCAAGGCGAUCACUACAGGUGCACGGACAGUGGGACGUGGGAGCUCAGCGAGCGUUGUCCAGACGGAACGGGCUGUUUCGCCGUGCCAUGGGGCGAGCUGGACCGCACCGUCCGCGUCGGCUGCAUGAAUGUGGACGAAGCAAAGAAGAAGCUGGGAGAGGACGAGGAGCCUACCAGUGCCACCACAGAGGUGCCCCAACCCGAGCCAACAAACCCCGUGGCGGAGGAGCCUGAGGUUAUCACCACGACCAAGACCUCCACCAAAGUCAUCACGCGCACCGCUCUCCCAGCACCCGUCGAGACUACGCCUACUCCCGAGGACUCGGCUGAAAACCCCACGCCCGAUUCGCCUUCACCCCCGGUCCAGCAAGACCCCACGUCCGAACUGGACGUGCCCGAGCUUGAACCGACCACCACGCCAAGUCCCAUCGACGAGCCAGAGCCGACGACCACGUCUCCCUCCAACACGGUCACGCAGGUCGUCGAGGAGCCAGACGACGGCAAAGUCAGGAUCACACUGGCCGAUGGAGCCACGUACCCGCCCUUGCCGGGCGCCACGUCGGCACCAGAGGAAGAUCAAGGUGCUUUGGAGAACGGCAGCGGCACGGAGGGCAGCGGUGGCAAUGACGAGCAGAUGCCUGAUUUUGCGACGACGGUCAUCGUGGGUGGUACGCCGACUGUGUCUCUCUGGCUCACUGUGACGUCCAUGGAGACAACGACGUCCACUGAGACAGAGACGGAGACGGAGACGGAGACGGCGACGGUCACGGCUACGCUGAUCCUGCCAGGAUAGUUGGUGGCAAGGGAGGCGGGAAUGGUAAACAGGAAAUGAUGAGUGUGACAUUGAACG
Emericellopsis atlantica is the source of this 2250-nucleotide messenger RNA. RefSeq lists its product as uncharacterized. The transcript has 3 exons. The record is from RefSeq and is a predicted model, not a curated record. Lineage: Eukaryota; Fungi; Ascomycota; Sordariomycetes; Hypocreales; Bionectriaceae. The coding region runs from base 142 to 2193 and encodes 683 amino acids.